Molecule: messenger RNA, 351 nt
Organism: Kwoniella botswanensis
Lineage: Eukaryota; Fungi; Basidiomycota; Tremellomycetes; Tremellales; Cryptococcaceae
Exons: 3
Coding region: 1-351 (116 amino acids)
Source: RefSeq, a predicted model, not a curated record
AUGCGAUUUAUUCUCUCCAUGAUAACCUUCCUCUGCUUUGCCACCAAAGUGUCAGCGGACAACUUUGCAAACUUCUUCGUAGAUGAGAAUUGUAAUGAAGACGGCUCAAUCGGAUUCGAGCUGAGCAAUCCCGGUUGUUUCGCUCAGUCUGGUCGGCACUCAGUCUACAUCCCCAAUAACGGUAUCCCUUGGACAGCCUACUACUGUCUUGUGAUCACCAACGACAGUGACGAGUGCAAUUGUCAAACUGAAGGGUUUGAGUUUCAAGCGGAUGGAUUCUGCCAUGUCCUUUCUGGAGAUGCUAAGUCCUAUCGAUUCAUCAGCGGCGGUUGCGAUGAGAACAACUGCUAA